AUGGACGCGUCGGGGUUGGCAGUGGCGGCGGCGGCACCGGCGACAGCACCCCAGACGACCGCCAUUCCGGCGGCUCGGCAGCAACCAAGUCAGUUUGACAGCAGCAGGUUCAAGCUGCACAGCCAGGGGGCAGAGGCGCGGGUGUGGGAGGGCAGCCUACAUGCCGGGCCCAUCAUCGUCAAGCAACGGUUCAGCAAGCAGUAUCGGCACCCGCUGCUGGACGCCAAGCUCACCGUUUCGCGGCUGAAGCAGGAAGUGCGCAGCAUGAUGCGGGCCCGCAAGCUGGGGGUGCGCACGCCAGUCCUGCACCUGGUGGACCAUGUGGCCAGCUGCAUCUACAUGGAGCGGGUUGAGGGGCACAGCAUCAAAGCGCUGCUGCAGCAGCGCAGCCUGGCAGAGGCAGAUCUAGACACGCUGCUGCUGUCUGUGGGACGUGCGAUUGCCAAACUGCACGACGGCGGGCUGGUGCACGGGGACCUGACCACCAGCAACAUGAUGCUGCGCCAAGCGGACCAGCAGCUGGUGCUUAUAGACUUUGGGCUGAGCUACAACACCACCAUCCCAGAGGACAAGGCGGUGGACCUGUAUGUGCUGGAGCGGGCAUUUGCCAGUGGACGUGGCCUCAUUAUGGCGGCUGGUACUUGCUUGCAGUUUGACAAGAUCUUGGAGUCCUACCGCCGUGCUUCCAAGUACUGGAGCGGCACUCUCAACCGAUUUGCCGAAGUGCGCAUGCGGGGGCGCAAGCGGGCCAUGGUGGGAUGA
Molecule: messenger RNA, 762 nt
Organism: Chlorella variabilis
Lineage: Eukaryota; Viridiplantae; Chlorophyta; Trebouxiophyceae; Chlorellales; Chlorellaceae
Exons: 7
Coding region: 1-762 (253 amino acids)
Biological process (GO): protein phosphorylation
Cellular component (GO): cytosol; EKC/KEOPS complex; nucleus
Molecular function (GO): protein serine/threonine kinase activity; ATP binding
Source: RefSeq, a predicted model, not a curated record